Dipodomys spectabilis (banner-tailed kangaroo rat) is the source of this 4061-nucleotide messenger RNA. It is a transcript of the gene Senp1, whose product is annotated as SUMO specific peptidase 1. NCBI's taxonomy places the organism in Eukaryota, Metazoa, Chordata, Mammalia, Rodentia, Heteromyidae. The record is from RefSeq and is a predicted model, not a curated record. Bases 515 to 2590 code for a protein of 691 amino acids. Gene Ontology annotation, biological process: protein desumoylation. Gene Ontology annotation, molecular function: deSUMOylase activity. Gene Ontology annotation, cellular component: nucleus. The transcript has 19 exons.
GGGACUUGGACGAGGCCGGGCGGAAGCGAGGACCGCUGCGGGGACUGAGCUUUCUCCUCCGCCCCGCCCCCCCGGGACCACCUCCCCUCCCCCCUGCGGCCCGACGGCCGCCGUCAGCCCGGUGUCCGUUAGCGAGGCGUCCUCGGGCGGUUCCUGCAGGCCUCUUUGCUCCCGGACUGCCGGGAGACCAUCUCCCUAUCAUUGCAGCCGCCGCCGCAGGCCCUGUGUCGGCGGGAAGGCCGGGUGGAAUCCCGCCACUUUCCCGCCGGAGCAAGAGAGGGUCUCCCUCUCUCAAAGGGAGAGCUGUUUUCAUCGGGAAGUUCACCUUUCCAUCACACCUGCUUCAACCUCUCGUCUCUCCUUGAGACCUCUGUGAUAGUUCUCGACUACUUCUGCGUCUCACGUAAACAGGUCUCCAACUCUUUACUGUGUGUGCUAUCUCCCCGAGAUGUGAUCCUAUUGCUUGUGCCAACCACCAGAAAGAGACGUCGGGACCCUCCCUCUUGCCCGGGUUAUGAAAUCUCCCUUAACAGCCACAGUUUGCUUACCUGGCUCAUCGCCUCCUGGACUUUGUAUCUUUGCUAAAGUCAGUGAUGUGAAAAGACCUGACAUGGAUGAUAUUGCUGACAGGGUGAGGAUGGAUUCUGGAGAAGUAACUUUAGUGAACCACAACUCUAGCUUCAAAACCCACCUCCGGCCACAAUCAGGUUUUCCAGAGGACCAGCUUUCAUUUUCUGACCAGCAGAUUUUACCUUCCAGGCAAGAAAAUUUGGACCGAUCUUUUACGUGUUCUACAAGAAGUGCAGCUUAUACUCCCAAUUAUUACUCAGGAUUCUUUGUCAACAAGAUGAGAUCUCCUCCCCUAAAAAGAUAUAACCCUUCCUCAGACAAUUUUCUUGGCGCAGAUGACUUAAGAACCUUUGGUCAGAGUGCAAAUGGUCAGUGGAGAAAUUCUACUCCAGCAUCAAGCUCAACUUUACAGAAAUCAAGAAACAGCAGAAGUCUUUACCUCGAAACUCGAAAGACCUCAAGUGGAUUAUCAAACACUUUUACGGGAAAGUCAAACCAUCACUGCCAUGUAUCUGCGUAUGAAAAAUCUUUUCCUAUUAAGCCUGUGUCAAGUCCAUCUUGGAGUGGUUCCUGUCGUCGAAGUCUUUUAAGCCCUAAGAAAACUCAGAGACGACAUAUAAGUACAGCAGAAGAGACAGUUCAAGAAGAAGAAAGAGAGAUCUACAGACAGCUUCUACAGAUGGUAACAGGGAAACAGUUCUCCGUAGCUAAACCUACCACACAUUUUCCUUUACACCUGUCUCGAUGUCUUAGUUCCAGUAAGAAUACAUUGAAAGAAUCACUGUUUAAAAAUGGAAAUUCUUGUGCAUCUUAUAUCAUUGGCUCUGAUACUUCAUCAUCUGGAUCUGCCAGCAUUUUAACUCCCCAAGAACAGCUGUCCCACAGUGUAUAUUCCCUAUCGUCAUAUACCCCAGAUGUUGCAUUUAAAUCCAAAGAUUCUGAUCCUGGCCAUCAACCUCCUGGUGAUCAACCCUCGAUUCUGCAUCAGUCAGAUAACUUACCAGCAUCAAAUACACAAUCUGAAGGGUCAGACUCCGUGAUUUUACUCAAAGUGAAAGACUCACAGACUCUAAUUCCCAGUCCUACCUUGUUCCAGGCAGAGCUGUGGAUCAAAGAACUAACUAGUGUUUAUGAUUCUCGAGCACGGGAAAGAUUUCGCCAGAUUGAAGAGCAGAAAGCACUAGCCUUACAGCUGCAAAACCAGAGAUUACAGGAACUAGAACAUUCAGUACAUGAUUCAAUAGAACUGCAUCUUCGUGUACCUCUUGAAAAGGAGAUCCCUGUUACAAUCGCACAAGAAACAGAAAAAAAAAGUCAUAAAUUAACUGAUAGUGAAGAUGAUUUUCCUGAAAUUACAGAGGAAAUGGAGAAAGAAAUAAAGAGUGUGUUUCGUAAUGGGAACCAAGAUGAAGUUCUCAGUGAAGCAUUCCGUUUGACCAUUACACGCAAAGAUAUUCAAACUCUAAAUCAUUUGAAUUGGCUCAAUGAUGAGAUCAUCAAUUUCUAUAUGAACAUGCUAAUGGAACGAAGUAAAGAGAAGGGAUUGCCAAGUGUGCAUGCAUUUAACACAUUUUUCUUCACUAAGUUAAAAACAGCUGGUUAUCAGGCAGUGAAACGUUGGACAAAGAAAGUGGAUGUAUUUUCUGUUGACAUUCUUCUAGUGCCCAUUCACUUGGGUGUGCACUGGUGUCUAGCUGUUGUGGACUUUAGAAAGAAGAGCAUUACCUAUUAUGAUUCUAUGGGUGGAAUAAACAAUGAAGCCUGCAAGAUUCUCUUGCAAUAUUUAAAACAAGAAAGUAUUGACAAGAAGAGAAAAGAGUUUGACACCAAUGGCUGGCAGCUCUUCAGCAAGAAAAGCCAGGAAAUUCCCCAGCAGAUGAAUGGAAGUGACUGUGGAAUGUUCGCCUGCAAAUAUGCCGACUGUAUUACCAAAGACAGACCAAUCAACUUCACACAGCAACACAUGCCAUACUUCCGGAAGCGGAUGGUCUGGGAGAUCCUGCACCGAAAGCUCUUGUGAAGACUGUCUCAGUGAGCAGACAUUGACUUGAUGGGGGACCAGCCCUUUGUUGUCUACAGCCAGAGACCUUGGAAACAGCUGCUCCCAACCCUCUGUUCUUGAAAAGCCCAUGAUCCUGGACCAGGCCCAGGCGAGAUGCAUUCACAAGCACAUCUGCCUUUCCUUUUGUAUCUCAGAUACUAUUUUUGCAAAGAAACUUUGGUGCUGUGAAAGGGUUGAGGGACAUCCCUAAGCUGAAGAGAGAGACAGCUUUUUACUUCUUCAGUUCUGCCAUCUUGUUUUCAAAGGGCUCCAGCCUCACUGAGUCCCUAAUUGGGGGACAGAAAAGCUUGGAACAAAUCUUGGUUUCAUAUCAACACUAGUUGCUAGGCCUUACUAAGAAGUAGGAAAAGGUGUGAACAACAGUUAGGGACAAAAACCUACCAGCAUAUUCAUACACGUAUACAUUCAUGGUGAUCAACACGUGCAGUCAGGAGUGUGACAGUAAACUGGACUUUGGGGCACAUGUGUGAGUCCCUUCCUCUAGGACCUUUCUUAUUUAUAUGCCCCUUUGUAAAACCUGCUUUUUUUUAUAAGGUCUUUUUAUCAUGGUUAGCUUCAGCCCAUCUUGAGGUGUAGCACAGGAGCCCUGGACAGACCCCAGAGUAGCAAGCAGUCCCUUCCUUAAGUGUGGGAGUUAGUGUAUGCUCACAGCCUGCCACAGGGAAGACCCACCCAGGGAGUAGUCAGCAUCAGCAAAGCAACAAAACUCCACUUUUACUGUUGCCUACUUCUGACCAAGAAGAAGGGCCUCAGUAUUGAGUAUAAAAUUUCAACAUUGGCUGAAUGCAGGUCUAGUUGGUUUGUGGCUAGUUUAAAAUACGUUUCUAACCACAGAAAAUCUAAGAUAUAGAUAUAUAUAUAUAUUUCACAGGGAUAUGGUUUUAAAAAAACUGAAUGUGUUCACCAUUUAGCCUGUACAUUUAUUUUUCAUUUUUCCAAAUUCUAGCAUAGAGGUCCCAGCCCUAUGUGUAGGGUGUUUGUGGAAUUCCUAACAGAAUAUUUUGAGGCCUGGAUAAGCUUUGGUUUAGGGGUAAAAGUUAUCAAGGGAGAUGCAAAUUUCAGCUGAAAAACAGUUGGAGUUGGGACUGAUCAACUUGAGAUUUAAAACUGCAGUUCCCUUUGUUCUUCUACCAUCUCUCCCACCCUCUGAGAGCUCCUAAGGUUUAGAUAGUGAAAUGAUCCAAUGCCAGUGUCAUUUUGUACUUAAGUUCCAAAAUAGGAACAUUUUAUACUUUUUUCUGUAUUGUAAUGGGUAGUUUUGUAUGAAUCUUUUCUCCUCUCGCCUUGUUACCCCAUCCUUUUCAGCAUUGUGCUUUCUCCUUGGGCUUAUUUGAAAAUUCUACUCUGUUUUAUACCAAGCUUGUUUAGUACAUUUUUCUAUGUUUUACCACAAGUUACAAUUUGAAAAGAAAACUAUUUUUUUUAACUA